Molecule: messenger RNA, 4291 nt
Organism: Rosa rugosa (rugosa rose)
Lineage: Eukaryota; Viridiplantae; Streptophyta; Magnoliopsida; Rosales; Rosaceae
Product: disease resistance protein At4g27190-like
Exons: 2
Coding region: 479-3757 (1092 amino acids)
Biological process (GO): signal transduction
Molecular function (GO): ADP binding; protein binding
Source: RefSeq, a predicted model, not a curated record
CGCAUACAAUGGCCGGUCUUUCUAUGAAAGCUUUGGAAGACCUCUUUUCAAAUUCAUCCCUUUAGAUAACUAGAAACGUUACAAACAUUUGAGUCGUUGUUUUCUAUAAGCCAUUCGGGCCCUGCUUCGAUACAAGAAAAAAUCAAUUAUUCAAUAAGAGCGAACUUUGCUAGGAGUUGAGCUACUUUGUUUCUUUCACGGGGUUGAAACAGAAUAUUCACAGUGAAGCAGAUUAGUCGGCAGCAAGUGGAGAUAAUAUAGUAGUAUUAGUUGGAGCAAAUCCAAGAUGCUAUUGUCUAGAAUCUGCAGCAAGUGUAUCAAAAUAAUUUUCAUGCCUUUCAGACUGCAAGACUCUCUCUUCCAUUGAUUAUAUCGAUCCCUUAAUUCCUCGAACUCUAUCCCUCCCUGGUGGAUUUUUUCAUUGGAAUUUCUUCUUUCUUGUUCUUGAUUGCCUCUUGCUUUAAUUUGGUGGUUUUCAAUGGCCUCCGGCUCCCAAAAAGCCUGUUCAUCUCCUCCUUCAUCAGCUUCAUGUUGGAAGUAUGAUGUGUUUUUGAGUUUCAGGGGUGUAGACACUCGCAAGGGGAUCACAGUCGACAUACACGAUCGACUAAAUAGGAGUGGAAUCAAAACAUUCAUGGAUGAGCAGGACCUUCAAGUAGGGGAUGCUAUUUCUCCCACUCUCUUAGCAGCCAUCAAAGAAUCAAGGUUUGCAAUUGUUGUUCUCUCGCAAAAUUAUGCUUCUUCUGCUUGGUGUCUGGAGGAACUUAGAAAGAUUUGUCUAUCCAUGGAAGACAACAGAAUUUUGCCACUUUUUUAUCAUGUUGAUCCUACUGAUGCUCGAUAUCAGAAAAAGAGUUUCGAAGAUGCUUUCUCUAAGCAUGAAACCUCUGGGCGACAUGAAUUAGAGAAGGUGAAGCAAUGGAGAGAUGAUUUAAAAAGAGUGGCCGGUAUCUCUGGGUGGAAUACACAGGAUUAUGAGACUCACAAAGAACUUGUUGAUGUGAUUGCGGAAUUUCUCCUUAGUAAAGUAGUACCUGAUGCAAUUGAGUCCACAGGAGAUUUUGAAGCAUUUGAAGCAACAAGACAAGCCAUGAAUGAGGUUAUGAAGGCACUAAAAGAUGACGAGGUCACUGCCGUCGGUGUCUACGGCAUGGGAGGCGUUGGAAAGACAACCAUGGUGAAACAUGUCGGUGCACAUGCCCGAAAAAGUGGGAUUUUUGAUUGUGUGAUUAUGGGUGUCGUAUCCCAAAGCCCUGACUACAGAAAAAUUCAAGGCACAUUAGCAGACCUGUUAGGCGUCAAAUUUGAGGGAGAGACAGAAACUGGAAGAGCAGCUGGAUUGAGUAAGGAGAUGAAGAGAAGAAAUAAGAUCCUUAUAAUCCUGGACGACAUUUGGGGGAGAACAGAUUUGUCAAAGAUAGGGAUUCCCAGCUACAAGGAGCUUCAAAUGUGCAAGUCCAAAGUCCUACUCACCACAAGGAUACGGAAUGUCUGUCAUGUCAUGGAGUGCCAAGAAAAGAUAACACUCAACGUUCUCUCAAAAGAAGAUUCUUGGACCUUGUUUGUGAGAAUUGCAAGAAGGUCAUUUGAAUCGACCACUUUCGAGGGUGUAGCAAAGAAGGUAGCUGGAGAAUGUAGGGGUCUACCCAUUGCAUUGACAGCAGUUGCGAGGGCACUUGGAGAUAAAGAACUAAUGGAAUGGAAAAGAGCAGCCCAACGACUAGAGAAGUCGCAAUCUGCCAACCCGGACGAUUCCAGAGAAGCAUCCAAAUGUAUAAAAUUAAGCUAUGAUUACUUGAAAGAUGAGGACUACAAGUCAUACUUCUUGCUCUGUUGCCUAUUCCCAGAAGACUGGGACAUCCCAAAAGAAAUCUUGUUCAGGUAUGCGAUCGGGAAAGGAUUGUUUCGAGAUGCUGACACACUCGAAGAAGCCAGAGAGAGAGCUGAUUCCGUGGCCACGCACCUUAAACAUUCUUGCUUGCUUUUGGAUAGUGAAGAAUAUGGAUCUGUAAAGAUGCAUGAUGUUGUCCGGGAUACAGCCAUUCAAAUUGCGCAAUCUGAACAUGGGUUUUUGGUGAGAGCUGGCUGCGGUUUAAAGGACUGGCCACGUCAAUUACAUGAAGGCUAUUCUGCAGUCUCACUAAUGCAGAAUCGUAUUACCAAGCUACCCGAUAAGUUUGUAUGUCCAGAACUCCGGAUGUUGUUACUCACCAAUAAUUUGUUUAUAGAUAAGAUCCCAGAAACCUUUUUUGAAACUCCAAAUGAAUUGAGGGUCUUAGAUCUUACCUGGACUAGGAUUUCAUUACUACCCCAAUCGUUGUGUCUCUUAAACAACCUCCGAGCUUUGUAUUUAGAUGGUUGUGAUUCCCGUCUUGACAUUUCCAUGAUCGGAAAACUUAGGAAGCUUGAGAUUCUUAGUAUGAGGUACUGUAAUUUGAAGGAGUUGUCGAGAGAAAUAGGAGAUUUGACCAAUCUAAAGAUGUUGGAUUUCACCCGUACAAGUAUUUCGACAAUUCUAUCCGAAGGGAUCAUAUCAAAGUUGCAUAGUUUAGAAGAACUGUACAUGGAACAAUUUGCGAACUGGGGGCGUAAAGUUGAGGGAGACAGAGAAGAAACAAAUGUUGGUUUUGACGAGGUAACUAGCUUGUCAAAUUUAAGAGUUUUAGAGGUUCGUUUCCCCGAUGCAGCAUGUAUACCUAAAAAUGUUGAGUUCAAUCCGAAUUGGGUGAAAUUUGAUAUAUAUGUGGGCACAAGCGAGAAGAUGCAAGUCACUAAUCGAUAUUGUCAUAAAUCAAUAGUCUUGAGGCUUGCCACCAUAAGUAGCUUGCCGGACUGGUUUUGCAAUGCGGUGAUGAACAUAACAGAGAGGCUACAGUGGGAAGGGUGCCGAAGGUUAAUUGACAUAUUUGUGGAGUCUGAGCAUCGGAGAUUACAUGGACUGAAGCUUCUCUAUAUAAUUGGUCCCAUUAGGGGGUACAAGCUUAUGAACCCAAUAACAUGGGUUCCAACAAAACCUGUGUUCGAGAACUUGGAAGAGUUGCAUCUGGAAUACGUGGAUUGCCAGGAGUUUUGUGUUGGUGAAUUACCACCUGGGUCUCUAUUCAAUUUGAAGUUAUUGAAGGUUAACAAUUGUAAAAACUGGGGGAAUGUACUUCUACCAUCAGCAUUGUUACAGAGACUACCAAAUCUGGAAGAACUAUAUUGUCAUUCCAUGGAUAUUAAAUAUGUUUUUAGUGAUGAAGCGUUAUUUGAACAAUCAAAAUUGAGAAAGUUAGACGUGAGGGGUCAAUGGGGUCUACAUACAGUGAGAAGCAUGAGAAGCAUAUGUCAUGGACCUACUCCAGCUGCAAUGUUCCAAUCUCUUCAAAGUUUGACCAUUAGGCUGUGCAACUUGCAGGGAAGUCUCUUCACCUCUGAUGUUGCUCAAUAUCUUUUUCAAUUGGAAUACAUUCGUUUACUAGGUUGCCCCUUUUUGCAAAGAAUAGUUGAAGCAAGCAACAAGAAGAUCAUUCUUCCAAAAUUGAAGGAAUUAGUUUUGGAAGAACUACCAAUGUUAGACUAUGAAAGUGCUUCUUUUGAUAUUGAGUGUCCUUCACUGGAAAACCUAUAUGUGACGGAAUGCCCCAUGUUUUUAGCCUCUUCUCUUGACUUCCACAGCAGGAAACAAGUCCAAUUCAAGAGGUAUGUUGCUGUAUCAAAAACUUACUUGAUUUGUCAUAUUAAUUUGGUAGUCCAAUUGCUCACGAAUAAUCAGUAAACAAGUACAAAAUGUUAAUUUUUUUUUCUAUUCAAAUCCAUGAUUCAUUUCCAAGCUUUCAGUAAAUGAGUUUCCGACACAGUACCAAUCAAAUUCUAACUUUGUUCAUUUCAAUCCCAAGUUAUUAUUUUUCUUUGAUAUCAUCCGUAAUCAUCCAUCAUUCUCUGGAUCGUUUAAAUUUUUGAUAAUCAAAUGAUUGUCCAUAUUUUAUAGAAAUUUCAUGACACUGAUGAAUGGUUUGUUUUCAAUUCCUCUACUAAACAAACUACUAUAUGAAAAGGCUAGGUAUGCUUUGAAGAAAAUUUGAAAACAGGGUGCUUGUGAAUUUACACCACAUUGUAUAUAUAAUCAUUUAUGUUUUAUCUUCAGUUAUUUUCUCUACUCUUGCAUUUUAGUUUAGCUUUGCUUUUAGAUUUAUGCUCCUAGCUUAUUGUUUCCGUUUUCCAAAUAGAUUGAAAAAUGUAUUGUUAACAAUAUUUUGAGACUUUGGAGAUGCAUUAAAUUUCCAACUUAUAUACUUAUCUUAUCUCAAAU